Bactrocera neohumeralis is the source of this 10180-nucleotide messenger RNA. It is a transcript of the gene M7BP, whose product is annotated as titin. The transcript is spliced from 16 exons. NCBI's taxonomy places the organism in Eukaryota, Metazoa, Arthropoda, Insecta, Diptera, Tephritidae. The coding region runs from base 221 to 9820 and encodes 3199 amino acids. The record is from RefSeq and is a predicted model, not a curated record.
AAAUUUCCGCAUAAUGAAAUUAUGUGAAAAAGUGAAGACUUCCAAUUCCAAUUAAUUUUACUAUUACUUAUGACUAAGGAAAGUGAAACGAUAUUAUAGCUUCCAAUCAAGUAUUCAACUAUUCGCAAUUUGUGAGACAAAACACUACGUGAUAAUGUCUAUCAUUAUGAAUAAAUGUGGAUACAUAUGGUACAAUUUUGUUAGAAAGUGAAAAUAAGGAAUGUCUGCAUUAGCGAGAUUUAUAGUUGGUGUCACAUCUUCAAUCGCUCCAAGGGACAAAGUCUCUACCAUUUCAUCAAAGCGGGGAUUUAGUAACAGCAACAUCACUGUCAACACCUCCAACUGUUAUUCUACUAGUGCAGAUACAGCUUGUAACACAGAGCUCAAUGGUCCAAUCCGUAGAUGUAGAAGUUCAAAACUGAAAAUCGAUACGGAAAGAGGAAAAAGCUCAUGCAGUCCAGCUUUACUUGAAUUCAGCUUCGAUAGCGGCAUAGGUAUGGGCUCCAGCAGCUUUACUGGUAAUGUUUCAGUAGUGGAUGAAAAAUUAACCUCUAAAACAGAAAAUAUUGAAACACUUAAGAGUGGCACUGAUAUUCUCGGUACAGAUAGCGUGAGCGGCAAUGAUGCCGUUGACUUUCAUGAUAAACUUGCCAAUUUCGUUAGCAUCGACAAUGGCAUCAUCAAAUAUUCUACAGAAGAAAUAAGUUGGAAAUUGAGGUACGAACGGCUGCAACAGUGUCGUCUCAUCCUAUUCGCGUUAGAUCGACAGCAAACCCAAUACCGACAGUUGCGCGAACGUCUCAGUAAAAUUGGUGAAGGACGAAUUGCUAAAAAGGAACCUGUGAUUGAUAACAUUUGCAAUGUUUGCUCCUGUCCAAUCAAUAUAAUUGAUUCUAAAAGCUUUAUUACGUGCUUCGUAUGCAACAAAAGAAUAUGUCACGCUACCAAAUGCUCAAAUUUCGUUCCAAAAUCUGGUCGGCGGGAGUGUCAAAUAUGCCAUCUCUCAAAGAACUCGCUUACACAUACACAAUCUUGGAUAACAGAACAAAUGUUCUUCAGCCGCCAAAACCAUUCGUAUCCAGUGCGAGCACGAAGUGAAAUUUACAUACCGAUAAAAGAUUAUAAUGAAGGUUCCAUAAAUUUCGAAAGCGUAAGCCAAGUAGGAGCAAGUUCCUUUGCUAUUACUGCAGAUCAAAAAACGAAAAUACGCGAAUAUGUGGAGGAAGUGGUGGCUAAGCUGUUGGGCAAUUCGCUAGACCAAAUACGGGUCACUCAAUUAUCAAAAAGUGAAAAUCAUCUUCCUGGCAUCCUGAAUAAUCAUGUAAUUCAUCCACACCCCGUGGGCUUGAAUGACAAUCAAACCAAAGAGAACAUCCUAACUGAAUUUUCCGAAAUUUCACAAGCAAGACUUCGAAAUAUGGUUGAAUCAAUAAUAGCGGAAAUGCUGGGAACGUCACGUCUGACGAAUGUUAACGUAUCUGAACCAGAACUCAAUACAAAUACGUAUGGAAAUGGUCAUUCACAACUUUCUCAUCGUCAUCGUACUGAACAUCCUUUUGAACCAAAGGCCUAUCAGGACUUCCUGGCCAAGGCAGUGUUAAAUAAGAUCGCUGACAAUGAAGGGUAUAUCCGUAAAUUAUCGGAAAGUACACCCGAUCUAAGCUCAUGCAACAUUGACAUCAACUUCAAUAUGGACGAUAGAAGCAAUUCACCUGAAAGUUCAUUAGAGACUUCAAGUCCUUUCAACUAUGCAGAUGCACAGCAUUCAUCAAAAAUCAUCAAAGAUUUAGAUCGCGAAUCAACAAUAAACGAUUACAUAGCCUCUUACACAGUACCGCUACCCGAUUUGUCAGCUGCAAUGACAGAUUAUGAGGAUGAUGAUAUGGCAUCCGUAUCUUCGAGUAUUCUUGUCGAAGGCAAUUGGGAAGAUAAUUGGCUUUUUAGGAAGAAGGGUCCUUCAUUAACUACCUCCAUAACUGGCAGUGUAGGUAUGCUAGUACCUGCACCUAAAGAUGAUGUUCGUGCUCAAAUUGGAGAUAAGACUACCGAUGAAAUCAGUGACCUCUCUGAAAUUGAUUCAGAUACGGAUGAUUCAGUACAAAUAUGUGCAGGCUUAGAUCCGUACAAUGAUCGAAUUAUAAAUAAACACCUAAUUGGUGGUCAGAAUACAAAAGUGAUUUUAGACGAAUUGAUUGAAACAGCUAGUUUGAUAUCAAAUACAUCACAUUCACCAAAUGAAGCCAAUUAUAUUGAUACUAGAAACGAUCAUAUUGUGGAAAAGUCGUUCAAAACUGAAGCGUUUAAUUCAAAAGUUGCUAAUCAUUCGCCCCUAGAACUUAAAAUUAGUUCAAAAUCGAUGCCAACGAAUUGUUAUGAAGCUCAUACGGCGCAUGAACCUGAAAAUAAUCCAAUAUCAGCUCCAUUUCAAGCUACUGAAAGCAUUGAAGUCGACGAAAGUUGUACAGGAUUUAGCUCAGUCGAAAUAUUUGAAGAACCCGUUUUAAGUCACGACACUAGGUCAAUUUGUCAAGGAACAUCCGUUAUUGAAAUUCUCGCUGCAAUUACUUUAGCACCGUUGUUGGCUGUUCCUGCUUCAGAACAACCAUCUAUUCAAGCACCCUUUGAAAUGAAUACAAUCAAAGAGUUAAGUGAUUUAGCUUUGGCAGAAAUAAAAUUACGUAUACCUGAAUUGAGCCACCACUCACUUGAUAUCAUAGAUGAGGAAGAAGAAUCUAAAGUUAUAAACUCGUUAGAAAUAGACGAAAGUUGUUCAGAAAAGUGCGUUCCAUUAUCAGAUAUUAAGGAAAAUACGAAUUCACCAUUGAUUCCAAAUGCAAUCACAAAUUUAGCAGAUGAAAAUGAUUUACACGAUCUGCCGAAUAAAAUUUGUGCAGAGACACAUUCACCGGAUAUAGUACUGUUACCAUCGUCGUUGGAAAGAACUUCGUUCGAAGGUUCCAAUAGAUCGAAUAUAACACAACUCCCCGAACUUAAAACAUAUUCCAUUGAAGAGCCUUCAAAUGUAAUUUUAUUGCAUUCAGAAGCGGAAACUCAACUGUCCUCAAAACCAAUCAUACGAUGUAGCUCUCAUGAAGAACCAUCUGAAACCAUCUAUCCUUUAGAAAAAGAGAUACCUAAAAUCUGCACGGAAGCCGUUAUCGGUGAUGUUAAAUAUACAAAAGGUAUAUUGUCUUCCGAAACCACUCAAACUUUUGAAUUUGAGAAACAAGUACAUUACAACGAAACUAGGGAUGAGCCUAAAAGCCAGACACCAGAAGAUAACAGUAUCGAUACAGAAGCAGUAAAAUUAAUUGAAAGCGAAAACGAAAAAACAAGUAAUGAACCAAAAAUAGAGUGUAUUAUAAAUGCAAAAAGUACAAAUGAAAACCAGUACACAGAUGAACGCAAUAACGAAGCAGAAACUAAAGAAUCCUCUGGAACACCAUAUACCUCCGCACCUCAGAAACAAGAAUCUAUCAGUGAGUCAGAUGGAGAGUGUAUUUUGGUCACAGAAGCAGAAGAAUCCUCUGUAACAGACAAUGGAACAAAAAAUCGUUGUACUGAACCAGAAGUAGAAACUGUUAUGGAUAUAGAAUGUGAAAAUCCAUCACCCUUCACCGACCAAGUGGAAAAGUGUGCUAUUGAGAAAGAGGUUUCGGAAUCUUUACAAACGUCGCACACUUUAGCAACUGAGAAACAACAAUCAGUCUAUCAGUUACCAGGAGAUAAAAAAAUUGAUACAGAAGUGGUAGAAUUAUCAGAAAUCGAAAAACAAAUAGCACGUAAUGAACCAGAAGUAGAGUGUGCUAAAGAUGCACAAAAUGAAAAUGAAACAUCGUACAUUGAUCAUAAGAAUGAACAUAAUAAUGAAGUAGAAACUCAAGAAUCCUCUGAAACACCUUACACCCCCCUAAAGGAGAAACAAGAAACUAUUAGUGAGUCAACAGGAGUAUGUAGUAUGGAUACACAAACGGUAGAAUGCUCUGUAACAGACAGUGGAACACAAAAUCCCUGUACUGAAUCAGAAGUGGAAACUGUUAUCGGUACAGAAUGUGAAAAUCCAACGCCCUUCACCCAUCAAGUAGAAAAGUGUGCCAUUGAGAAAGAGGUUUCGGAAUCUUCACAAACGUCAUACAUUUUAGCAACUGAGAAACAACAAUCAGCUUGUGAGUUACCAGGAGAUAAAAAUGUGGACACAGAAGCGGUAGAAUUAUCAGAACGCGAAAAACAAGUAGAAUGUAAUGAACCAGAAAUAGAGUGUGCUAAAGAUGCACAAAGUGAAAAUGAAAUAGCGCACAUUGAUCAUAAGAACGAACAUGAUAAUGAAGCGGAAACUGAAGAAUCCUCUGAAACACCUGAUAGCCCCAUACCUGAGACACAAGUACUUAUUAGUGAGUCAACAGGAGAAUGUAUUAUGGAUACACAAGCGGUUGAAUGCUCUGUAACAGAUAAUGGAACACAAAAUCCCUGUACUGAACCAGAAGUAGAAACGGUUAUGUAUGAGUUACCAGGAGAUAAAAAUAUGGAUACAGAAGCGGUAGAAUUAUCAGAAAGCGAAAAACAAAUAGCAUUUAACGAACCAGAAAUAGACAGUUCUAAAGAUGCACAGAGUGAAAUUGAAAUGUCGUACAUUGAUCAUAAGAAUGAACAUGAUAAUGAAGCGGAAACUGAAGAAUCCUCUGAAACACCUUGUACCCUCAUACCGGAGAAACAAGAACCUAUUAGUGAGUCAACAGGCGAAUGUAUUAUGGAUACACAAACGGUAGAAUUCUCUGUAACAGACAAUGGAACACAAAAUCCCUGUAGUGAAAAAGAAGAAACUGUUAUGGGUACAGAAUGUGAAAAUCCAACGCCCUUCACCCAUCAAGUAGAAAAGUGUGUCAUUGAGAAAGAGGUUUCGGAAUCUUCACAAACGUCAUACAUUUCAGCAACUGAUAAACAACAAUCAGUCUGUGAGUUACCAGGAGAGAAAAAUAUGGAUACAGAAGUGGUAGAAUUUUCAGAACGCGAAAAACAAGUAGCAAGUAAUAAACCAGAAACAGAGUGUGCUAAAGAUGCACAAAGUGAAGAUGAAAUAUCGCACGUUGAUCAUAAGAAUGAACAUGAUAAUGAUGUAGAAAAUGAAGAAUCCUCUGAAACACCUGAUACCCCCAUACCUGAGACACAAGUACUUAUUAGUGAGUCAACAGGAGAAUGUGUUAUGGAUACGCAAACGGUAGAAUUCUCUGUAACAGACAAUGGAAUUCAAAAUCCCUGUACUGAACCAGAAGUAGAAACUGUUCUUGGUACAGAAUGUAAAAAUCCAACGCCCUUCACCCAUCACGUAGAAAAGUGUGUCAUUGAGAAAGAGAUUUCGGAAUCUUCACAAACGUCAUACAUUUUAGCAACUGAUAAACAACAAUCGGUCUGUGAGUUACCAGGAGAGAAAAAUAUGGAUACAGAAGCAGUAGAAUUAUCAGAACGCGAAAAACAAGUAGCAAGUAAUAAACCAGAAACAGACUGUUCUAAAGAUGCACAAAGUGAAAUUGAAAUGUCGUACAUUGAGCAUAAGAAUGAACAUGAUAAUGAAGAAGAAACUGAAGAUUCGUCUGAAACACCUUAUACCCCUAUACCGGAGAAUCAAGAACCUAUUAGUGAGUCAACAGGCGAAUGUAUUAUGGAUACGCAAACGGUAGAAUUCCCUGUAACAGACAAUGGAACUCAAAAUCCCUGUACUGAACCAAAAGUAGAAACUGUUCUUGGUACAGAAUGUGAAAAUCCAACGCCCUUCACCCAUCAAGUAGAAAAGUGUGUCAUUGAGAAAGAGGUUUCGGAAUCUUCACAAACGUCAUACAUUUUAGCAACUGAGAAACAACAAUCAGUCUGUGAGUUACCAGGAGAUAAAAAUAUGGAUACAGAAGUGGUAGAAUUAUCAGAACGCGAAAAACAAGUAGCAAGUAAUAAACCAGAAAUAAAGUGUGCUAAAGAUGCACAAAGUGAAGAUGAAAUAUCGCACGUUGAUCAUAAGAAUGAACAUGAUAAUGAUGUAGAAAAUGAAGAAUCCUCUGAAACACCAGAUACCCCCAUACCUGAGGCAGAAGAACCUAUUAGUGAGUCAACAGGAGAAUGCAUUAUGGAUACACAAGCAGUAGAAUUCUCUGUAGCAGAUAAUGGAACACAAAAUCUCUGUACUGAACCAGAAUUAGAAACUGUUAUGGGUAAAGAAUGUGAAAAUCCAACGCCCUUCACCCAUCACGUAGAAAAGUGCACCAUUGAGAAAGAGGUUUCGGAAUCUUCACAAACGUCAUACAUUUUAGCAACUGAGAAACAACAAUCAGUCUGUGAGUUACCAGGAGAUAAAAAUAUGGAUAAUGAACCAGAAAUAGAGUGUGCUAAAGAUGUACAAAGUGAAAAUGAAAUAUCGCACAUUGAUCAUAAGAAUGAACAUGAUAAUGAAGCGGAAAAUGAAGAAUCCUCUGAAACACCAGAUACCCCCAUACCUGAGGCAGAAGAACCUAUUAGUGAGUCAACAGGAGAAUGCAUUAUGGAUACGCAAACGGUAGAAUUCUCUGUAACAGACAAUGGAACUCAAAAUCCCUGUACUGAACCAGAAGUAGAAACUGUUCUUGGUACAGAAUGUGAAAAUCCAACGCCCUUCACCCAUCAAGUAGAAAAGUGUGUCAUUGAGAAAGAGGUUUCGGAAUCUUCACAAACGUCAUAUAUUUUAGCAACUGAGAAACAACAAUCAGUCUGUGAGUUACCAGGAGAUAAAAAUAUGGAUACAGAAGUGGUAGAAUUUUCAGAAAGCGAAAAACAAGUAGCAAGUAAUGAACCAGAAAUAGAGUGUGUUAAAGAUGCACAAAGUGAAAAUGAAAUAUCGCACGUUGAUCAUAAGAAUGAACAUGAUAAUGAUGUAGAAAAUGAAGAAUCCUCUAAAACACGUGAUACCCCCAUACCUGAGACACAAGUACUUAUUAGUGAGUCAACAGGAGAAUGUGUUAUGGAUACGCAAACGGUAGAAUUCUCUGUAACAGACAAUGGAACUCAAAAUCCCUGUACUGAAUCAGAAGUGGAAACUGUUAUCGGUACAGAAUGUGAAAAUCCAACGCCCUUCACCCAUCACGUAGAAAAGUGCACCAUUGAGAAAGAGGUUUCGGAAUCUUCACAAACGUCAUACAUUUUAGCAACUGAGAAACAACAAUCAGUCUGUAAGUUACCAGGAGAUAAAAAUGUGGAUACAGAAGCGGAAGAAUUAUCAGAACGCGAAAAACAAGUAGAAUGUAAUGAACCAGAAAUAGAGUGUGCUAAAGAUGCACAAAGUGAAAAUGAAAUAUCGCACGUUGAUCAUAAGAAUGAACAUGAUAACGAAGUAGAAACUGAAGAAUCCUCUGAAACACCUGAUACUCUCAUACCGGAUAAACAAAAACCUAUUAGUGAGUUAACAGGAGAAUGUAUCAGGAAUGCGCAAACAGUAGAAUUUUCUGUAAAAGGUAAUGGAAAACAAAAUCCCUGUACUGAACCAGAAGUAGAAACUGUUAAGGUUACAGAAUGUGAAAAUUCAUCGCCGUUUAAAUAUCAAAAAGAAAAGUGUUCCACUGAGAAAAAGGUUAUAGAAUCAUAUACUUUCGCAACUGACAAACAAGAGGCAGUCUGUGAUUCGCCUGGAGAUAAAAUUAUGGAUACAGAGUCAGUAGAAUUAACAGAAAUUGAGAAACUAAAACCAAAAGGAGAGUGUGCUAUAGAUGCACAAAGGGAAAUAGAAAUACCAUACAUUGAGCAAAAGGAUGAACGUGGUAAUGAAGCAGAAACUCAAGAAUCCUCUGAAACACCAUACAUCCCCUUACCUCAGAAACAAGAAAUUAUCAGUGAGUCGAAAGAAGAUAAAAUCACCGAAACAGCAGCAGUAGAAUUCUUUAAAUUAGAAAGUGUAAAACAAAAACCCUGCAAUGAACCCGGAAAAGAAGUUCGGACACUCUUCAAUGGGCGAAAAGAAGAGUGCACCAAUGGGACAGAGACCCAUAAGUCUUCCGAUCCACUAUGCAUAUCUGCAGUUGAUAUGCAAGAAAACAGCAGUGGGCCAAACGGAGACAAUGUUAUAAAUACAGGAUGUGAAUUUAGAAUGCCAUUCAGAGGGCAGAAAGAGGAAAGUGCCAAUGAUAAUCACAUCAGUGUGUCAAAAGAAGGUGGUGUAAGAGAUACAUUAGAAGAUAACAAAACUGAAGACCAAGAAUUUUCUAAAUCAUCGUACUCUUGCGAACAUAAAAAAAAUGAGUCCAGUAGUGAUGUAAAGGACGCAGAAGUGGUAGAACUAUAUGCGUCAGAAAGUGAAAAGCAGAAACCACGCAAAAUAUUAGAAGGAAGGGAUAUAACUGCACGAAUUUCAGAAAAAGAAGAACAAAAAUCUGACAGUGAAAUAAUAAAAGAAUAUGGCCAUAAUAUGGAAAGCGCACGGUUACCUCCACAGCAGGGGAAUCCCCCUUGUGAAACAAAAAAAUUCAGUUAUGCAGAUGUGCUAGAAUCCUCAGAAACGCUACAAAGCUACGAAAGCUCAAUAGCAGAGCGUGAAUAUAAGAAAUGGAACAAUGCGGUUGAAAUGCCAAAUAAUCCAUAUACUCCGGACGCUUUAAAACGUAGGAUUUGUGGCAGCCAGGAGCGUUUUAUAGAUUUACCAAAUAUAAGCUCAAGCACGAAUAAAAGUGUAAUAACUGUAAAAGCAGAAGACGAUGGAGAGAACGAAAGCACUAGUAAUAUUGGUUACAAGAGAUAUAGCCGUGAUUACUAUAUAAACGCUGACAAUCCUCCAAAGGUCAGUCCUAAUCAUCAAAAUCACCGAAAUGAUAAACGCAAACGACUUAGUUCCGGAUGCAGUGAUGAGCUCAUAGAAGAUACGUUCACCAAAGAGAGUAUAAGUCAAGGCAACGAAAUAAUUGCAAAAGAAACCCCUGUUGUUAUCCACCCAACGGUAUACCUCGCACUUCCCGCACAAGUGGUGGAAGAAAGCGCCUCCUUUGAAACGCUGUCAAAUCAGUCUAUGAAUUCGGUAAAUACUACAACCAGUGACGAUUCGGACACAAUACGUAUUUAUGAUUUCAAGAAACAGACAACAGUCAUCGUCCACAAUGAUGAUAAACCGUCGACGACAGAUAUAACCAUGACAACUUCAGAUUCUGUCGAGCCUUUUCCAGCGACAACCGAAUGCGCAUUAACAAAAGAUGCGCUGGCGAAAUCUAAAAAAAUUGAUGAAUAUAAAGAGUUAUAUCCUAGAGAGAUAUUGUUAGAAGCGAAACCCGCUGAAACUUGUGUAUCAACCCUGGCUCCAGGCCCCACCCCGAAGGCAUUCAAAUUUCUACAGCCGAAACGAAGAUUAAUAGAUCCCAGCCAGGUGUUGCCAUUAGAGGAGGAAGCGCAUGGGCUCUCUGUUGGCGAAAAGGCGGUCGUUGAGGAGGAGGUGGCACAAGUUAUGCCUUCUGUAAAAGCUUUGGCGCAGGCGUUUCUUCUGAGUUCAAAUAAAUGUUCUCAAGCCGAAAAGCGAUGGAAAAAAGGGAUCCAAAAGCGGCCUUCUACAGCUGUUAAACUCAACAACCCGCCGACAGCACAGACGGAAAAUAUGGUAACAGCUCCGGAAAUGACAGAAGACGCUACUAUUGCAUCAGAUUUAUCGUCACUAGAAACCGAUCCUUCAGCAAAUAUGGAUAUUUUAACCAACAAAACGAAAACAUCUUCUCCAGAGCGCACCGCUUACUAUGAGGAUAAUAACAAUAAAAGUACCACAAAUAUGUUACGCCGUGUUAGUAUGCUGAAAAGUAAUAUUGCUUUCUUUGAGAAUUUAAAGUUUAAGUAAACAUUGCUCUUAAGUCUAAAACACCUGAAGUUUCACAGCUGGUUGGAAUCUAUUUUGCGAAACUAAAUAUGUUUGCCAAUUUCUGCUACACAUCGUUAUAUUGUAUGUAGAUAUGUUUUACGUCUGUACAUACAUAUGUAUGUAUAUAACACGUAUUUCUAUAUUCAGUCAUACAAAUAAGUAUAUUGAUAAAUCCGUGCCAUUGAAUCAGUUUCUGUUUCUGAUUAGUUCUUGUUGGUUACGAAUUGUCAAUUGAAAGUAUUAUUUAAGUUAUCGUAUUUAAAAUAAAUUUGCUUAUUGGUUUAAUAAUUAAGUGCAGUUAAAUAAUUAUACCAAAUAAAACUUAACUUAAUUCCGAAA